Molecule: messenger RNA, 1428 nt
Organism: Phoenix dactylifera (date palm)
Lineage: Eukaryota; Viridiplantae; Streptophyta; Magnoliopsida; Arecales; Arecaceae
Product: ABSCISIC ACID-INSENSITIVE 5-like protein 1
Biological process (GO): positive regulation of DNA-templated transcription
Cellular component (GO): nucleus
Molecular function (GO): DNA-binding transcription factor activity
Source: RefSeq, a predicted model, not a curated record
GUUCCACUUCUUAAAAAAGGAGGAAACUUUCUGGAGUUGAGAACCACAAGAAUUCUCUCAACUCAUUGACUGAGACUACCAACAAUAACAUCAAUAUUGCUUUUGGAUGAUGCCUAGACACCAGCUCAGCACCGAAACCUUGAGCGAAAACAAGACCAAAAGCACAAAGAGAGAGGGGUCGAGAAGACGAAGCGAGAAACCAAUACCAGCAUUCUCCACAAUGACGCUGCCUGCUAUCUUAUCUCGCACCUUGGAUGAGAUCUUGACCACCGCCCUAGAUCCUGAUGACGCCAUGCAGUCCAGCAACAUGGAUGAUUUCCUCACCAACCUCUGGGCUUCUGAUGAGGUCAACACCUCCACCAUCACUGCUACCACAGGCUCCAUCUCUCCACUGCUCCAUAACAAAGACCGCACCCUCAGUUGCACCACAUUGUGGGAGAAGACCAUGGAUGAGGUAUGGGUAAAGAUCCAGAGGGAGGAAACACUACACAGCCCCCACACUCAUGACCAGUCUACCCUUGAGGAGAUCACCCUCGAAGAAUUUCUUGUACAGGCAGGUGUAGUACAAGAAGGGCACAAUUCUUGUGUUUCCUUAACACUAUCUCCACAGUGGAUCCCAGGCAACAAUUCAAGAGCUCAAAAUGAUGGUGAAGAGAAAGGGUUCAACCAUGUUCUGGGGUUGGGGGACAAGAACCAUGGGAAUCUCAUGUGCACCAAAAGCGGAGUUUAUCAUGGAGAGGGAGAGAACAAGGGGGUGGUGGGGUUUGGAGCACAGCAGUUAGAGAUGGGAUCACCAGGAAGCCAAAUUUCAAUAAGCACAGCAUCAACUCAUCGUAAUGCAUCAGUGGAGCACGUAGAUGGGCUUGGUUUAUUUGGUAGGGAGGAAGUAGGAGGGAGGAGUUGUAGGGGAAAGAGGGGUUUGAAUGAUAUGAUAGGAAGGAUGAUGGAGCGGCGAAAGAGGAGGAUGAUCAAGAAUCGUGAAUCUGCUGCUCGUUCUCGUGCCAGAAAGCGGGCUUACACAUUGGACCUAGAAGUAGAGGUCAACCAGCUCAAAGAAGAGAAUGCCGCACUCCAAGAAGACAAGCAAAGGUUCUGGGCAGAAACAACGCAUGCAGUCCUUCAGUUGAUGGAUGAAAAUUCAUGGAUCAAUGCACAGAAGACUAUUUACACUCAUCGCCGGUAUAAUAGUUGCUCAUGGUGAUAUGCCCUCAUGACCAAUAAUCAUAGCCUCCGACAAACCAGUAAACUAGUGGUUAUGUACCUAAACUAAAAGAUGAUGUAAAUUGAGUGCAACAUUUUUGCAACUUGAGUCUCUCUCUCUCUUUUUAUUUUUUAUUUUUUGCAAGUUUUGUGAAGGAAGCAAGUGCAUCUUGACUACAAGCAUGAAUAUCCUUGAGAAAAUGUAAGAGUCUCACUUUAGUAUACUUA